This is a messenger RNA of Equus quagga, 2718 nucleotides long. RefSeq names its product elongation factor for RNA polymerase II 3 (gene ELL3). The transcript is spliced from 11 exons. Lineage: Eukaryota; Metazoa; Chordata; Mammalia; Perissodactyla; Equidae. Gene Ontology annotation, cellular component: transcription elongation factor complex. The record is from RefSeq and is a predicted model, not a curated record. The coding region runs from base 1025 to 2221 and encodes 398 amino acids. Gene Ontology annotation, molecular function: cis-regulatory region sequence-specific DNA binding. Gene Ontology annotation, biological process: transcription elongation by RNA polymerase II; positive regulation of transcription elongation by RNA polymerase II; snRNA transcription by RNA polymerase II.
GGAGGGCAUUAAGGUCACCUGGGAUUAUAUAGGUCCAGGGAUUUAGCAGAGGGAUCCUGGCUAGGAAAGAGAACAUCACCAGGGCUCUUGGGAAACAAACCCAAAUAGGGACAAGUGGAGACACCAAAGGUCAACUGAGAUUGGUCCUGUGGUCUCACUGCACCAGGAUCUGGACCUCUGGAAUGUCUGGCAACUUUGUGGCACCUCUUGGCCCUCCACAGGGAGUGAGCCAGCUCCGUUUCACAACAAUCUCACGUGUUUAGGCCAGGAAGGGACACCUGGGACUGAGUCCUCCCUUUACUCUGCCCUGCAAUUCUCCUGCCAUCACCCAUGCCCCCCAUCCACGCCCACCGGUGGGGGGCGCUCCAGCCAAACGUCACCGCUGCCACGACGUCCACGGGGCCCGAUUUUCUCUCCAGCUUUCGUUAGAAACCAGCUUCGGGUCCGCAGCAGUGCCGUGGGCGGGAAAAAGCAAAAGCGCUGCGCCAGGUGUAGGCGUUAGGAAUCCCCAUUCGGGUGUGCCAUCCUCCGGUCCCUGGGGCCUCUUGCCCUCCGAGGCGAGACCGGCUGAGCCCGCCCAGCAACCAGGCCCUCUCUCCCGCCCCUCUGCGUCUAAAACCCUCUAAGGUUGCAGGUUCAGCUACGCUUAGAAACGGCAACUCUGAGUUAAGGUUGGCUGGAGAAACUGAGGCAGGACUGGAGAUUCUGGGUGAGGGUUCUGAAGCUGGCCGCAGACUUUCGCCCCGGAACUGGGAUAGCCCCUUCCAAAAGCCCAAGCGGUGCAUGCCACGCCAAGAAGAAACCGCUGGGGUCCGCACGGACGUCUGGGGGAGAGCGAAGCGCCUCCUAGGCGGCUGGGAAACCUCAGGGGUGGCUGGCUGUGGGUGGGGCUGUGGGUGGGGUCCUGGCGGAGGGCGGGGCCUACCUGGGCUACAGGGCGUGCCAGCCUAGCCCGGCACAGCGGAGGUAGAGGUGGUGGCCCGCGCCUGUGGCUCCGGUUCUGCUUGCGCUCGACCUCGUGGCCAUGGAGGGAUCCCAGGAGCUUCUGAGUGGGAAGCUCCGGCUCUGCUUCACCCCCGCUGCCCGGACCAGCCUCCUGCUGCUCAGGCUCAACGACGCGGCGAUGCGGGCGCUGCAAGAGUGUCAGCGCCAACAGGUUCGGCCAGUGAUCGCUUUUCAAGGCAAUCGAGGGUAUUUGAGGCUCCCAGGCCCUGGCUGGUCCUGCCUCUUCUCCUUCAUAGUGUCCCAGUGUGGCCAGGAGGGCCCUGGUGGCUUGGACCUUGUGUGCCAACGCCUAGGCAGAUCUGGGCUUAACCGCCUCCACUGCCUGGGCCCACUCAGGGAGCGCCUCACUAUUUGGGCAGCCAUGGAUUCUAUCCCAGCCCCAUCUUCAGUUCAGGGACACAACUUGACUGAAGAUGCCACAGAUCCUGAGAGUUGGCAGAACAUGGGAGACUAUUCUGAAGGAGACACAGGUUCACAGCCAAAAAUGGCACUAGACGAGGUGCCAGAUCCACUGGCAAGCAGCCAAGGACAGUCACUCCCAGGAUCCUCAAGGGAACACAUGGCACAGUGGGAAGUGAGGUACUUGAGGAACCAGACCCAUCUACCAAACAGAGAUCCUCAUCAGGCACUGACUUCCUCUGCUAGCCAAAAACAUCUGGGCAAGAAGCGUCCGGCACCUGCAGGCAUUAUAGAACUAAAAGAAAAGAGGCUCAGAACUCUGCCUCUAGCUCCAAGUCCCCUACAAGCACUGCCCAGUCAGGACCUACAAGAGGGAGAAGCCUGGGAGCAAGAUAAAGAUGAAGACAUGGGCCCCAGGCUGGAGCACAGUCCCUCAGUUCAAGCAGACUCUGAAUCCCCAAGCCCUGAAGAGGUACCAGAUUACCUCCUGCAAUACAGGGCUAUCCACAGUGCAGAGCAGCAACAUGCUUAUGAGCAAGACUUUGAGACAGAUUAUGCUGAAUAUCGCAUCCUGCAUGCCCGUGUUGGGGCUGCAAGCCAAAGGUUCGUAGAGCUGGGAGCAGAGAUCAAGAGAGUUCAGCGAGGAACUCCAGAACACAAGGUGCUGGAAGAAAAGAUAGUCCAGGAAUAUAAAAAGUUCAGGAAGCGGUACCCAGGUUACAGGGAAGAAAAGCGUCGCUGUGAGUACCUGCAUCAGAAAUUGUCCCACAUUAAAGGUCUCAUCCUGGAGUUUGAGGAAAAGAACAGGGGCAGCUGAAGCUGUCAGAGGGCUCUUGAUCCCUCUGCCCAGUGAGACAUGAAGGAACAAAGCAGCUAUAAACUAAAUAGAGUGCAACUGUCUGCUCUUCUCAUUGCUGAGUCCAUGGUGGCAAGUAGGAAAGCUGCUCUAGGUUCUUAAGGUUUGAUUUUCAUUGUUGCUAUAUUUUUUUAGGGUUUGGGCACAGUGCCAAGACUUCAGAGCUAUGCCCAGGAGACUAGGAAAAGUAGCACAGAUUUGGCUUCUUCACUUUUAGUUCAGCCAUGUCAUUUUCAAAUCCUGAGAAAUUACACCAUUUCUAGGACAAGAUACCUUGAGGACAUUAGAAUUUAGCAUGGUAGCCUCCCUAAAGAAACAAUAAUGAAAACUUUUGGUAACAUGACUAAAGGAACUUGUAAUACACCUGGAUAUAAUGGGAAAGGGCUUGGGUGUUACCCAUGUACUGAAAGUGAAUCUUUUUAUAAACAUGGCCAAGAAAAUAAAACUGAUUGCCUCUG